ACUGUAAGUUUGAGUUCUAUAUAAACCAUCCCUAUUCUCCUUUUAACUUCAGUUGUUCAACCCUAAACCCUAAUUUUAGUUUCUGCUUCUGCAACCAUCCGAUUUUCAAGGAGGUUGUGAGAAUUGUUGGUGAGUGAUUGAUAUGGCUCCUACUAAGGUGGUCAAUGCUAAAAAGCCUGAUCCCAAAGCUCAGGCCUUGAAGACGGCUAAGGCCGUCAAGUCUGGUGGCCAAGUCCUUAAGAAGAAAGCGAAAAAGAUCAGGACAUCUGUUACAUUUCACCGGCCGAAGACAUUAACUAAGGAAAGAAACCCUAAAUAUCCUCGCAUCAGUGCUCCGCCCAGAAACAAGUUGGAUCACUAUCAGAUACUUAAAUUUCCUUUAACUACAGAAUCUGCAAUGAAGAAAAUCGAGGAUAACAAUACACUGGUUUUUAUUGUUGAUCUCCGUGCUGACAAAAAGAAGAUUAAAGAUGCUGUGAAGAAGAUGUAUGACAUUCAGGCCAAGAAAGUAAACACAUUAAUCAGGCCAGACGGAACUAAGAAGGCCUAUGUUCGGUUGACUCCAGAUUAUGAUGCCUUGGAUGUUGCCAACAAGAUUGGUAUAAUCUAAGUUGUACUCUUAUAUUAUAGAAAAGUCAAUAGUUCUUCUAUAUGUCCCUAUUUUGGGGCUUUUUUUUUCUCUGUAUUGACGGUUGUUCAUUCAAUUUUGAGCUGAGUACAUUUUUAUGAAUUAGGGUUUAUGCUGGUAUAAUUAUUCUCUGACCGAUUGCCUGCCUUCUUGUUUUAUCAUUAGUACCACGUUAUUUUAUAUCUCAUG
This is a messenger RNA of Vigna radiata var. radiata (mung bean), 817 nucleotides long. Its product is annotated as 60S ribosomal protein L23A. Bases 143 to 610 code for a protein of 155 amino acids. Lineage: Eukaryota; Viridiplantae; Streptophyta; Magnoliopsida; Fabales; Fabaceae. Gene Ontology annotation, cellular component: cytosolic large ribosomal subunit; ribosome. Gene Ontology annotation, molecular function: structural constituent of ribosome; rRNA binding. Gene Ontology annotation, biological process: translation; ribosomal large subunit assembly. The transcript is spliced from 4 exons. The record is from RefSeq and is a predicted model, not a curated record.